AGCAGCUGCAUAGAAUGUUUCUAACUUUAAGUGGAAGUCAGGGUCACUCUCGGCAAGGGCUCUUUCCACCGGCAGACCUCUAAUUACUCAGGCUCGGAAACUGCUCGGUUGCCUAGCACCGCGGCCGUCUGCCCGAGUCGUCUUUCCUUGCAGCUCCUCUACACCGGUCGCCUAGCUCCCGAAGCUCCGCGACUGGGGCCAAGGCUGAGACUAGUGCUACCCAGAGCAGCUCAGGAGGUGCCAACACCGCCGCCCGCCCGGGAGGACUAUGCUGCGCGGAAAAGCCCGGCUCAACGUGGAGUGGCUGGGCUACUCGCCGGGUCUGCUCCUCGAACACAAGCCCCCCCUGGCUGCGCGCACGCCGCGCAGCCCCCGCGGAAAUGAAAGUUCGUUGGCGUCGACCUUGAAAACACUUUUGUUUUUCACAGCAUUAAUGAUAACUGUGCCCAUCGGCUUAUAUUUCACAACCAAAUCUUACAUCUUUGAAGGCGCCCUUGGGAUGUCCAACAGGGACAGCUAUUUUUAUGCGGCCAUUGUUGCAGUGGUUGCCGUUCAUGUGGUGCUGGCCCUUUUUGUGUAUGUGGCUUGGAAUGAAGGCUCACGACAGUGGCGAGAAGGAAAGCAAGAUUAACGUGACAUCGCCUUUUGAUAGCAUGAAAGUGAUUUUGUAAAAUACGGUAAAUGCUGCUGUGGGCAUUGAUAAUGAAUACAUCCUAUUUUAAUAAACUUGAAAGAGUACGUUAAAGUCAGUCUGGAGGCGUCACGUCUGACCAGUGUAAAUUUUGACCCACCUCAUACAGUGGCUUUUGUAAUCAGUUUUAACUUUGAGUCUUUCCUUUGCACAUAAAAAUUUGGAAAAGUUAAGUUAGAUAAAAAUGAGUCUGUUAAACAAGUUACACGUUAUUCUGGGAAGAAUUUGAUUGGCUGACGGUGAAAUGUUUUGUAGCAGUUUGUCUUUUAGUUGCUUUUCAGUUUUACUCCUCUGGAUAUAUUAGGACACACUCAGUGAAGCAAAUCUGAGCUUUGUUUUAAGCUGGAACACUUUCCCUGUCAGGAAGAUACCAGGUUCUUGCGUUUGGGAUUCUAAUUUCCUAUGCUUCAACUGCAGGCACUGGAGUUAAUGUCACUGAUGAUUUGCGCAUAGAGUGUAUGAACUUUCAUUAUAUUAGUUAAAAGGGGAAGCUAGGCUAAGUCACAAGACUGGCUCACUGCAGGGUUAAGACAGCAAAGAGGAGCUGAUGGGCACUUUCGUGAUGUUCAGAUGUCCUGGCUCCCUCGUUCAGCAUUGAAGUUAGGGUUCAGUUACAAGGGUUCUUGAAAUUCCACUUAUAAUUGUUUUCCCUACUGCUUUUUUUAAGUUACAGUUUAUAUGAUAGGAAUUUGCAUUAAAAGUGUUCAAAUUUUUGCAUCUAUUAAGAGUAUAAUAGAAAUGGAUCAUCUUUAUCACCUAAGAAAUAUUCUUUUUUUUUUUUUUUGGUUUGGUUUUUCUCCGGUACCGGGAACCGAACUCACGACCUUGUGCUUGCCAGGCAGGUGCUUUGCCGCUGAGCUAAAUCCCCAGCCCCUAUCACCUAAGAAAUAUUCUUGAGAUUUCUGGUCUACUGGCUUUUUAAUUGGAGUUAUUAAAAAGUUAUAUCUUAUAUGUAUAGGUGCAUAGUUAGAUAUCCUUGAGGUCCUUUUUGUUUUUUUUUUUUUUUUUUUUUUUUUUUUUGGUUUUUCUCUGGUACCGGGAACCGAACUCAUGACCUUGCGCUUGCCAGGCAGGCGCUUUUGCCGCUGAGCUAAAUCCCCAGCCCCUUGAGGUCCUUUUUGAUGGGAAAAAACCUCUCACACCUUGUCGUUUUCCGUUAGUACCUUUAGUCUGUGUUCUUUAUAGCCACCAGGUAUUCGUUGUGUGCAUUCUGAAAACACUGUCUCCCAAAUGUUUGGUUUUUUUUUAUUAUAGAACCAGAAUAUAUGUUCUCUGUAAAAAACUGGAAAAAUGUAUAUUCAAACAGAAAUAAACUGUUUUGCAUUUGUCCGUAUGUGCUAAAAGUUUGGUGUCAGUUCAAAUCCUGCCAUCUUUACUGACAGCUAUUUGCCUUUUUAUUUCAGAACAGUGAUUAUUGGCCAUUUUCUUAAAAACACACUCUAUCUUGUUGUUUUAAAGUUCAAAUUUUCAAUGUUUUCUCAUAAAGAAAUAAUAAAUGUUUGAAGAAAGAAAUACAUGUAACCUAAUUCAAACAUACAAUGUAAUCAUAGAAAUAGCACAUGGCACCCUAUGAAUAUGUACAAUUUUUUAUGUUUUUAUGUAUGUUAAAACAAAUUCAAAUUUCUUUUUACUGAUAGUCUUAAUACAAUGGCCCUUGCUUAAUUGUUCACCAUUAUUGACUUGUUUGUUCACUGUUACUAUUUUCAGUGUUAUGGAAUUGGACUAAAGAAUUAGAGGUCAUUAGGCAUAAAAAUCAGUGUGUUUAAUUGUUGAGAAAAACAAGAUCUGUGUGAUGAUUAUAGAACUAUUCUUAAUUCUUAAAGUUAAAUUCUGUCUACAGUUUAAAUGACUUCAGGAAUGUAUUCCAAACGUAAAGGUUUUUUUGGUAAAAGUUACAAGUUUAGUAAAAUGACAUUUGAAUCUAGGUUACUAUGUGGUAAAUUUCUAGAUGAUUCCUUCAUUAGAUGGCCUAUUGUAUUUAAGUUAUCCCAUGUAAUUCCUUUUUGUAUCAUGCCAGGGUUUUCUUUGUACUUUUGGUAUCUAAAUGCUAUUUGUAAAAUAUAUUGUCCAAGGUUGGAUCAUUGUUUUCAGACAUUUGCUGAGUAGAUAAUGAUAUGGGCGUUUUUCUGCAAGUAUUUAAACCAGGGAUACAUACAGACAUGUAAUUUUUCCUUGGAAAAACUACCACCUUGUUGAAAGUGAAAAUCAGAUGGUAGGGUUGGUGUUUAGGGUAAUUACAAAAUAGGCUUGCUUUCAAAGAGUUAGUUUUUCCCGUGGCUUUAAGUGUUACCUCACUAGUUUGCUGCUGUUAAUUUUGUUCACAUAUGGUAUUUGACAAAUAAGAUCUAUUUUUUUAGAUAUCUCACUGGUUUCUCCUUGCACAAUGUAUAUACUUUAAGGUGUAUAGAAAGGACAGUUGCAGGUGAGCCCUUAUAUAUGUUUUAAGAUACGAGGAUGUUCGCUGUUGUUUGAAAACUGUUUUGUGACAGUGACUGACCUCACUUAGGAAAUGUGACUUGAAGUGGCAGUCCAAGCUACUGAUGUAUCCUUAUUGACUGUUACAGCACCUUCCUCACCACCUUGUUUGUCCUCCACACUGUAAUCCUUAUUUCCUACUGCACUGAAAAUUUGAAAGUCUGUACAGUGCCUCUGAUACCAUUAGCUCUUUAAGCGGACAACAUGUUACAUUUAACAGAAUUUGCUUUUGAGCUGUUAGUGAAGAAUUUUAAACCUACUGUUAAAGUGUUCCACCAGAAUCUAACGGAAGUCCAUCAUCAUAAUUUGAAUGUUUUCAUCAUAGUAAUCCCAUUGGCUUUGCCAAAAGAAGCAACUGAUUGACUUGCUUCGUGUUCAUUUUCCAUUUUGUAUCGAUUUUAUAUGUGAAGUAAAAGGAGAUGAAUAAAAAGUUAAGGUAUACCUGGGAGAAAGACUAAAGCUGAAAGUACCUGAAACAAAGGAUUUAAAUCCAAUUUUAAAUGUAUCUAGUAUGUCUUCCCUUGUCUCCAGACCAGUUUAUUGUUCAGUUUAUUCCCAAGUGAAAUUGUAUACUGUUGUCAAGCCCGUUGGAUAAAUGGUGUAACUAAGAGAAAAUUUGUCACUUGUUUUAGGUCGAUGGCAGGUUUUGUUGCUGUCCGCUGUUCCGUGUUGCCCACCAGUGUAGUACAACUGUUAAUUCAGAUUCAUGUUGAAGAUCAUUUUUACAAGAGCUGGGUUGGAGUGCACGUUAGUGACUUGAUGAGACUUCUUUUUCCCUUUGGAAGGGGAAAGAGUCUCCUUAAAAUAAUUUUCAGGGACUUGGGGAACCUAACUCUAAAUACUACGCAUAAUAUAUGAAUAACUUCAUCCUUUAGAUAGUCCACGCAGUAGUCCAGAAUUCCUUGACGUUGCUCCUGGCCACACUUUCCUUGCCUGUGUUACUGCUGCAUGUAGUUGGAAAAAAUCCCACCUGUGUUCAUUUUUAAAUGUCCACUAAGUCACUUUGGUCAGUUAUACAGACUCGUCUUCCUUUUCCCGUGUUUAGUGAACUCUCACUGAACAGGAAUAAUAGCAAUAGCUAACAACAUCUGCACAGCACCUUACAGUUUGCCAAGGAUGUUCGUACAUUCUGCUUUGAGUUUUGCCUGGUGAGCCUGUCCCAAGAUGCCUCUUGAUGUCAUGCUGAAAGCCUUAGAACCAUCAGUCACGGGUGUUACCAGCUCUGCUGAAGUACGCAGCAGUGCCCUGCCUCGGGGGAGGACGUCCACACGCCAUGCUUUACUUCCAGCUGUGUGUUACCUGGUUAUCACCACGGGGGGCAUGAGUGCUUUAGCCACUGGAAUCAAAUUUACUUUUGUAAGUGAUGUUUUUCUAACCUUUGUCUUGAUAGAUUUUGUACUCGUACUAUCCUAGCCUGUAAUUUGUAUAAAUUGACCGUUACCAUUAAAAAAAUGCCCGUAAUACCA
Molecule: messenger RNA, 4632 nt
Organism: Chinchilla lanigera (long-tailed chinchilla)
Lineage: Eukaryota; Metazoa; Chordata; Mammalia; Rodentia; Chinchillidae
Gene: Vma21
Product: VMA21 vacuolar H+-ATPase homolog (S. cerevisiae)
Exons: 4
Coding region: 269-631 (120 amino acids)
Biological process (GO): vacuolar proton-transporting V-type ATPase complex assembly
Cellular component (GO): endoplasmic reticulum membrane
Source: RefSeq, a predicted model, not a curated record